CUCGAAGGCGGAAGUUCCGUUCUGUCCCAGGAGCGAUGAUGAGUUUCGAGUGGCCCUGGCAGUAUAGUUUCCCGCCCUUCUUCACCCUGCAGCCGAAUGUGGACACAAGACAGAAACAGCUGACCGCUUGGUGUUCCUUGGUGCUCUCAUAUUGCCGCCUCAACAAGCUCUACACGAUGACUGUUCCAGAAGCCCAGGAGAGUCCACUGUUCAACAACUGGAAACUGCAACGAAAGCUACCAUUGGAAUCCAUUCUUGUUGUGUUAGAGGAACUCAGGAAAAAAGGGAAUCUUGAAUGGCUUGACAAGAAUAAAUCUAGCUUCUUGAUCAUGUGGCGACGUCCAGAAGAAUGGGGCAAGCUUAUCUAUCAGUGGGUGUCAAAGAAUGGGAUGACCAACUCAGUUUUCACACUGUAUGAGCUGUCCAAUGGGGAAGACACGGAGAAUGAAGAGUUCCAUGGUUUGGAAGAAUCCAUGCUGCUCCGUGCCCUGCAGUCUUUACAGCAGGAACACAAGGCCGAAAUCAUCACCCUGGACGAUGGGCGGGGCGUCAAGUUCUUCUAACGAAGCUUCUGCUCUGGCUUUCUGGUCUGACUGACUGGGCAAAAGUGUUUUCUGGGUUGAAGGGCUUCUCUAUGCUGUGGCUUCCUUGCGUUGAAGGCAGGAAGAGCAAAAUGUUGUCUUGAUGGCUCAACAUCUGACUCUGUGUUUCUCUUCUCUGCUGCUUCUGUCCCUUUGAGGUAUUGAGGAUUCUCCAACUAGAUUUAUGGAGGAACCGGAGCAUUUACUGGGCUCAGCUGAUAUGCAUCAAAUUUUGGCCUUCCAAACGUAGGGCAAAUGAGAGACUCUUGUUGCUUGGAGUUAUGAUCCACAGUUUUGGGAUAAAAAAUACAGGGCUCCUCCUCCUCCUCCUCCAGCGGGGCAUGAGGCCCCGCAGACUGUGCUGUCCAUGGCAGGAUGAGGCAUUAAGGACUUUGGGUCAAAUUAAAUCACUGAUCAUUUACAACAA
Molecule: messenger RNA, 1008 nt
Organism: Elgaria multicarinata webbii
Lineage: Eukaryota; Metazoa; Chordata; Lepidosauria; Squamata; Anguidae
Gene: VPS25
Product: vacuolar protein sorting 25 homolog
Exons: 6
Coding region: 36-563 (175 amino acids)
Biological process (GO): protein transport to vacuole involved in ubiquitin-dependent protein catabolic process via the multivesicular body sorting pathway
Cellular component (GO): ESCRT II complex
Molecular function (GO): structural molecule activity; protein homodimerization activity
Source: RefSeq, a predicted model, not a curated record